AGUACUGAGAAGAUGUUGCACUCAUGGCUUCUGGAAUGAGAAGUUAAAGCAAAGCUCUAUCAAGCAUUCUGCAGAUGAACGCAAGCGAUCCCGUGGCACCAUUGAUUAGAAAAGAGAAGUCCUUCCGGAAGUUAUGGUCAAUAUUUAUUCCCGAACCAGUACCUGAGACAGUUGAUCAUCUGGCAACCGUAAUGUUGUUCUGGGGGAACUUGCGCGCAAAUUUGACUGCCGUUGUUUUCUACUUCAAAAAAAAAACGCACUUGCGCGCCUAUAGGACACAGCGAAAGGUUUUAAGCAUUGAUGCAUUACUAGAUAUACUAAGUUCAAGUUGCUCAAACAGGAGGAUCUCUUUGUAAUAUUGUGUGGUGUGGUAGGGUGUGCCUUUUCUUGGGUCUGUGGUUUGGACUAUUGCCUAGUGGAUGGGAGAGGGAGCAAUGUUCUCGCGAGAAGAGAUGAGCAGCCCGUCGCUGUUGGGGAGUAACGGCCAUUGCUCUGAGAGGACCCUCAGGUGAGACGCAGAGGAGAAGACGGCUGACAGUCGGUCACACGGGAUAUCUCCCAACGGCGCGACAACACGCACUCUCACCAACGCGGACACAAACCUAAACUCAAAAGUGGCAUCGGCCAUGGCGCUUGAGGUGAGCAGGCGCACUGGCAUCUGCCCCGGCUGCUGGAAUUAACUAAUAGCUGCCUCAAUUUGACAGAAAGCUGCCUGGUCAGCCAACGGCUCCGAUUCCACAGUCUCAAGCUAAAAGUACAACAUCGCUCAUCAGGUACCCCCAUUUUUUUUUCAAUUGCCUGUCUCAAUUAAGUUAACCUCUCACUUUUAUCGUCCGGAACUUAACAACAACUACCAAGUCACUCAGUGGGUGACUUUCGCCUCUGACUCUCAAAGUUCCGGGUUCAAGUCCUCCUCCCGGGCUUGAGUAAUAAAUCAAGGCUGAUACUCCAGUACUAUUUCGAGGAAGUGCUUCACUGUCGGAGGUGCCGUCUUUUGGUUAAACUAAGCUCCCCUACCCCAAACUCCCAUCUACCCCCUUACCCCUACGUCCCACUGCUUUUCGUGGGAGCUUGCGACGGCGGGUGUCUCUGGCUGGGCCAACGUUUGUUGCCUAUCCCUAAUUGCUCUUGAGAAGGUGGUGAUGAGCCAUAUAUAAUCACAGCCAAAUUCUGGGUACUUUGUGGUUGAAGCAUAUGUGAUUAUUUUCCUGUGGCGAAUCUAGACAUCAGUCGUGUCUUAAAUUCUGAUGCAAAGGCAGCUGACGUUCUUGGGAAGCAAAAUUUAGCAAAUAAAAGUGGAAACAUGUCACUCAAUUUGAAAUACAUUUCACUGGGAGUUCUAGUUUUUCAGACAACCAGCCUCGUGCUGACUAUGCGUUACUCACGUACAUUCAAGGAAGAAGGACCCCGUUACCUAGCAUCAACUGCUGUCGUAAUCGCUGAAAUGAUGAAGAUUGCAGCGUGCCUUUUAUUAGUCUACAAGGAUUCUAAUUACAGUUUUAAAGCACUAAAUAGAGUAUUAAAAGAUGAAAUUAUUAACAAACCAAUGGAUACACUAAAACUUGCCAUUCCUUCUGGAAUUUAUACACUUCAGAAUAACCUUCUUUAUGUAGCGUUGUCCAAUUUAGAUGCAGCGACAUACCAGGUUACUUACCAGCUGAAGGUUCUUACUACAGCUUUCUUUUCUGUGACGAUGCUUGGUAAAAACCUGGGUGUUUAUCAAUGGCUUUCGCUGUUAAUAUUAAUGGCUGGAGUCGCUCUUGUUCAGUGGCCGACAGACACCAUGGAAGAGGUAAAGCAGGAGCUCUCUGCAGGUUCGCAGUUUGUGGGUUUGAUAGCUGUGCUCAGUGCUUGUUUAUCCAGUGGAUUUGCAGGAGUUUACUUUGAGAAAAUCCUAAAGGGGACAAAACAGUCAGUUUGGAUUAGAAACAUUCAAUUAGGUUUGUUCGGAAGUAUAUUUGGAAUCAUGGGUGUAUAUGUAUAUGAUGGGCAACGAGUAAAAGAACAUGGACUCUUCCAGGGGUACAACAAAUUCACUUGGAUUGUUGUCACUCUACAGGCUCUUGGCGGUCUAGUAAUUGCAGCAGUCAUCAAAUACGCAGAUAACAUCUUGAAAGGCUUUGCCACAUCAUUAUCUAUUAUCCUUUCAACAUUGAUCUCUUACUUCUGGCUGCAAGACUUUGUGCCCACAAGUGUCUUUUUCUUUGGAGCCAUCCUGGUGAUAAUUGCAACAUUUCUAUAUGGAUAUGAACCCAAGAACAUCUCAGAUCCAAGCAAAGCAUGAUGCAGUGUCAAUCAGCACAGCACUCCAUUCAUUUGCGGGUGUAAAACUCACCAAGGAGUCUAAAUGCUCACACCUGGAGGCACUUGACUGUCCAAAAUAAUGUUCUUUAACUUACAUAAUUAUUAUGGAACUUGCAUUAUAAAUUUUAUGUGGGUGUAAGUGGGAAGUUAUAUGUAAUUUCAUAGGAUCUUGACAACUGUAUAGACUGAUGGCACUCUCAACCUUUAAAAUAUCAAUGGCCAAAUACAAAGCAGAUCAGUAGUUAAAACAAUCAUGCUUGAGCUCAGUGACAAAAAUAGACUAUGCAAUGUGAGAUCAGGGUUCACAAAUUGAUACAGUUUACAAAUAGAUUUUGGUUUUCUGAAAGCAAAAUGUUUUAAGUCAAAUUGAAAACAAGUUUACAAAUUCAAGCAUGUUCAUUUUCAAGUAUGUGAAUAAAUGAAGGGUGUUCUAUAUCUGUUUCAAUAAAAUCAUGAUAUUUUAGUCCAAAACCUGCAAACCACAGCUUUGUUUAAAACAAAAAAAAAUGAAACUGCCAUGUGUUGCUGAAAGUUGACCUUUCCUUUGUCUUUUUGAAAGAGCAAAGUGGCCAUUUUAUUUCUGUGCUGCUGGUUCCACUUUUCUGCAUUAGACUGGACCAAACCACGGAAUCUGAUUUCCAAAAUGGUUAAAAACUCCAGAACUUUGUGAUUGAAAAAUUGAUUUGCUUAUCACAACAAGUUGGUGAACAUGGAUAUAAAUAUUGCAUCAAAUAGUCUGUAACAAUUUCACUGUUUUGGAAAAAAAUCUUAUUUGUCUGCAUUGUUUGUAGUGAAAAAGUCAACGUAGAGUGGUUAGUCUGACUGAAUGUGACUCAAAAGUUGUUAAUCUGUUUCUGGUAAUUAAUACUGUUUCUGAAAAUUUUGAUUUCAAUUUUUCAAAGACAACCUAUCCUAAAUCUAUACCUUAAAUUUUCUGCUGUGAAAUGACUGGUACUACCAGAAUAAUAUGUUGACAGAAACCUUGAACAGGCAACAUCACUGACAUAUUUAGCAACGUGAUCAUAGUUAAUGUUUGAUGUAACAGAAAUAACUGAUCCUUUAAACUGUAUUCUCUACACUGCAUUGUUUUCCUUCAAUUUAUAAUCACUUUGUCUUUAAUUUUGUGUGUAUAAUCUGAACACAGUUUAAAGAUUAGUAUUUGAUUUGUGAAUGUUAUAUUUUAAUAGAGGUCUUACAAGAUUUAUAAAAGGAAACACUCUCAAAUUUCUUGUUUGGUUUAUAGCAUCCUUACAGUAAGUCCUCAUUUAUACUGGUGGUUGCAUUCCUAAAAAUCAUGACUUCCAAGUGAAACAUUAAACCAAUCUUAAAAUUGUAGCUAGAUUCAGUAGGACCUUCCUUCUCAGAAAAAUGUUAUUAAAAUAUUAUACCCUUUAAGUUGAAAUAUUUUAUACUGCUAAAUUAAAUAACUUGUUAAAAAUAAACUUAAAAUGAGAAAAUGUAGCUAGUUACUUACAGUAUCUUCUUUUCGACAAUGAUCCUACUUUAAGAUGCUCCAGCUGUCUGAUUCUCCUUGUCGCUCACCCUCCCGCUCCUCACCCCUGCAAUUUGCAGUCUUGCCCCUAUUCCCUGAUCUCCAAAUUAUGGCCUCCGAUCCUCUUGCCACUUCUUUUCCCAUUGAAGAUCCAGGGCCAUUUGGAGAUCUGAUUUAGUGGAAGUGCAAUUCUUCAUGGUUCUGAAAUUAUAGGGAUUUUACAAUAAUGUUUUUAUAAGGUCCAUCUCCAUGUUUACCUCUCUUGAACCCUCCCUGUGAGCAAGGUCUUAGGAGAUGAGCAGUGUGGCAGGAGCAGCUUUGUAAGUUAUUUUAAGAAAAUGGACAGCAAGCUUGCAUGCAGAUCUGAAGGGAAAAGGGGCCAUGCAAGUUAUUAAUAUGCUAUAUGUUUAGGUCUUUCCACAUUAGAUUCCCUUGUUCUCACCAUAACACAAUGCAAUGUUUUCUUUAGAGAUGAUCCUUUAACAAGAAUGUAGUUAUUUUUAGGGUGAAAAAUCAUUUGUAAACACACACUAUUCUAGGAACAGAGACAUGUCCAUUUGUUUCAUACGUUAUUGUU
Molecule: messenger RNA, 4373 nt
Organism: Rhincodon typus (whale shark)
Lineage: Eukaryota; Metazoa; Chordata; Chondrichthyes; Orectolobiformes; Rhincodontidae
Product: UDP-N-acetylglucosamine transporter-like
Exons: 9
Coding region: 1304-2284 (326 amino acids)
Biological process (GO): pyrimidine nucleotide-sugar transmembrane transport
Cellular component (GO): Golgi membrane
Molecular function (GO): UDP-galactose transmembrane transporter activity
Source: RefSeq, a predicted model, not a curated record